Magnolia sinica is the source of this 499-nucleotide messenger RNA. RefSeq lists its product as uncharacterized. Lineage: Eukaryota; Viridiplantae; Streptophyta; Magnoliopsida; Magnoliales; Magnoliaceae. The transcript has 3 exons. The record is from RefSeq and is a predicted model, not a curated record. The coding region runs from base 145 to 480 and encodes 111 amino acids.
CAUUGUCUCCAUUGAUCAUUUUCUGUUUGCCUUUGUUAUAACUUGUAUACGUAUGUUAAUUGAAUCAUAUUGGCAUCUGAUUUUUACACACCUCACUCUUGAAUCUGAACAUUUGUACAUCUUUUAUUUUCCCCAUAUGGAUGUAUGGCGUGGAAGGAUAAAACACAUGCAUCAAUGGGGGCCCACAGAUGUGGGAUCUUCACUCUGACAAAAUGUCCUUUGGUGUCUUCAGUCCUGCUUUCCAAUGCUGGUGUAAUUUCAGAUUGGAUGUCUUUGCUCCUACUUUUGGCUGUGGAAAGAGGAGUUUGUGUAAUUACCAAUAUGGGUGCAAGUUUUUGUCAUCCUACCAGGAAGUGUCUUAAGCUUGAUCAUUUCCAAGCCCCAUGGAUUUCAUUUUUCUUUUCUACAGUUUAUCUUGGUAUGAUAUGGAAGACAACUACAAGAGCUUACAACUUAGCUGCUCUCAAGUAUUGCGACUAGCAACUCAUAUCAACUUCCU